AUGAAUACGCUUGCGUGCUUAGUAUUAUCUGUUAUUUGCCUCGGCCGUAUAGCCUCCAGUGACAAGAUCCUCAACUGUUACUGGGGCACCUGGGCGAACUAUCGCCCUGGAGAUGGCAAGUUCGAGCCGUCGAACAUCGAUCCAUUCCUGUGCACCCACAUUAGCUACACGUUCUUUGGCAUCAGCGACUCGGGCGAAUUCAAGUCCCUGGACCCAUGGCUCGAUCUAGACAGUGGCCUAGGUUUUAUAAGCAAGACAAUCGCACUGAAGCAGCGGAAUCCCAAACUCAAAGUAUUGGCAGUUGUGGGUGGAUGGAACGAAGGAUCCACCAAGUACUCGGCCAUGGCAGCAGAUCCAGCCAAGCGAGCGACCUUUAUAUCCUCCACAUUGGCAUUCAUCCGGCAACAUGGCUUUGAUGGACUCGACUUGGAUUGGGAAUAUCCUGGACUGCGCGGAGGAAGUUCAGCAGAUCGGGCGAACUUCGUAACCCUUCUACGGGAAAUUAAAGAAGCAUUCGCUCCUCACGGCCUCGAGCUGGACAUCGCUGUGGGAGCCUCUGAGGCGUCUGCCGCCAUUUCCUACGAUAUUCCGGCAAUUUCUGAGCAUCUAACAUUCAUUAAUGUUAUGACCUACGACUUCCACAUGGCAAUGGAUGGCUAUUUGGGAUUCAAUGCUCCAUAUCCAGAGGUGGAGAAGUCCAUCGAUUACUGGCUGAGUCAAGGUGCGCCGGCCGAGAAGCUAAUCCUUGGUAUUGCAUUCUAUGGCCACAGCUAUCAGAUGACGGACAGCUCGCAAAAUCAGCCGGGAGCACCUUGCAGGGGACCCGGAGAGGCCGGACCUUACACUCGAGAACGAGGUUUCAUGGGCUACCACGAAAUAUGCCAAAUGAACUGGCAAACUGUGUUUGACGGAGAGAGCAAGACGCCUUAUGCAUUCAGUGGGGAUCAGUGGAUUGGCUACGACAACGUGCAGAGCAUCGAGCUCAAGAUGCAAUUGGUGCAACUUAUCCGCUGA
Messenger RNA from Drosophila arizonae, 1014 nucleotides. Its product is annotated as chitinase-3-like protein 1. Gene Ontology annotation, molecular function: chitin binding; chitinase activity. NCBI's taxonomy places the organism in Eukaryota, Metazoa, Arthropoda, Insecta, Diptera, Drosophilidae. Gene Ontology annotation, biological process: carbohydrate metabolic process; chitin catabolic process. Gene Ontology annotation, cellular component: extracellular region. The record is from RefSeq and is a predicted model, not a curated record.